This is a messenger RNA of Nomascus leucogenys (northern white-cheeked gibbon), 1052 nucleotides long. Its product is annotated as olfactory receptor 6C1. The record is from RefSeq and is a predicted model, not a curated record. Gene Ontology annotation, molecular function: olfactory receptor activity; G protein-coupled receptor activity. Gene Ontology annotation, biological process: G protein-coupled receptor signaling pathway. NCBI's taxonomy places the organism in Eukaryota, Metazoa, Chordata, Mammalia, Primates, Hylobatidae. Gene Ontology annotation, cellular component: membrane.
GUCUGGCAGGGGAAAAAAGAAAGCAACUGAAGAAUGAGAAACCAUACAGAAAUAACAGAGUUUAUUCUUCUGGGAUUGACAGAUGACCCAAAGUUUCAGGUUGUAAUCUUUGUCUUCCUGCUCAUCACCUAUGUGCUCAGCAUCACUGGGAACCUGACCAUUAUCACCCUCACCCUGCUGGAUUCCCACCUGCAGACCCCCAUGUAUUUCUUCCUCAGAAAUUUCUCCAUAUUAGAAAUUUCAUUCACAACCGUCAGUAUACCCAAGUUUCUGGGUAACAUUAUUUCAGGAGAUAAAACCAUUUCCUUUAAUAAUUGCAUAGUUCAGUUAUUUUUUUUCAUUCUCUUGGGAGUCACAGAGUUUUACCUUCUGGCUGCCAUGUCCUAUGACCGCUAUGUGGCCAUCUGCAAGCCUCUGCAUUACUUGAAUAUCAUGAAUCGAAGAGUCUGCACACUGCUUGUUUUUACUUCUUGGCUGAUUUCAUUCUUAAUCAUAUUCCCUGCACUCAUGUUGCUCUUAAAGCUUGAUUACUGUAGGUCUAAUAUUAUUGACCAUUUUACCUGUGAUUAUUUUCCUCUGCUGCAACUUGCUUGUUCAGACACAAAAUUCUUAGAGGUGAUGGGAUUUUCUUGUGCUGUGUUUACUCUAAUGUUCACUUUGGCAUUAAUAUUUCUGUCCUACAUAUACAUUAUCAGAACAAUUUUGAGAAUUCCUUCUACAAGUCAGAGGACAAAGGCCUUUUCCACAUGUUCUUCCCACAUGGUUGUUAUCUCCAUCUCUUAUGGCAGCUGCAUUUUUAUGUACAUUAAACCCUCAGCAAAAGAUAGAGUGUCCUUGAGCAAGGGAGUGGCAAUACUAAACACCUCAGUAGCCCCCAUGAUGAACCCCUUUAUUUACAGCCUAAGAAAUCAGCAAGUCAAGCAAGCUUUCAUUAACGUGGCAAGGAAGACUGUAUUUUUCACAAGCACACGAAAUGGUAUGCUGUGAUGAAUUAGAGGCACAGGAAAGGACAAUAUGAAUUUUCAGUAGCUUCUUCAAUCAAAAUGGCCUCC